UUUGCGCUAAAAGGGCUUUAAAUCGCCCAGUACUCAUUGUUCGUGCUGGAGAAAAGACCAUUCUUCACCUAGAAGUAGACCGCCAGUCAACUAUUUGACUAUUUUUGUUCUGUUUGAAUUAAUCUGCCUGAGUCAUCGCACAGAACUUCUCCCGAGACUUUGGUGACAUUCUAAAGCAAGAUGGGUGACUGGAGUGCACUUGGAAAACUAUUGGAUAAAGCACAGUCACAUUUGACUCCAGGAGGUAAAAUAUGGCUCACGGUACUCUUCAUCUUCCGCCUCCUGGUGCUGGGCACCGCGGUGGAGUCAGCCUGGAGUGAUGAGCAAUCUGCGUUCAAAUGCAACACAUUGCAACCAGGUUGUGAGAACGUAUGCUACGACAAAUCCUUUCCUAUAUCCCACGUUCGACUCUGGGUCCUCCAGAUUAUUUUUGUAUCGACACCCACUUUGGUGUAUUUGGCCCAUGUCUUCCUCAUCACUCAUAAAGGGAAAAGAAUAACCAAGAAGGAAAAGCAAUUAAUGGCACUCCAGGAAGAAGGUGAAGAUGUUGGCCUGCCCUUGAAACAAUUAGAACUAAAGAGAAUUAAGUAUGGUGUGGAGGAGCAAGGCAAAAUUAAAAUUAAAGGAUCCCUCUUGCACACUUACGUUGUCAGUAUAGUCUUUAAAAUCCUUUUUGAAAUCACUUUUAUAUUAAUUCAAUGGUGCAUUUAUGGUUUCAAAUUCAUGCUGGAUGCUAUUUACGCCUGUGAGAGGUAUCCGUGCCCACACAAAGUAGACUGCUUUCUGUCACGACCCACAGAGAAGACCAUCUUUAUCAUAUUCAUGUUGGUGGUAUCCGUUAUGUCAGCAACGUUGAACAUAGGAGAGCUCUUCUACAUCAUCUUCAAAAAUUUAGCUGAUCGUGUCAAACAGAAUAGUCACUUAUUUCAGGGCACUCAAAAAAUGGGCUUGAAUCCUCUCAAAGACUCCGCCUCAUCAAAGUAUGCCUACUACAAUGGGUGCUCCCCGCCAUCUGCUCCCAUGUCCCCUCCUGGAUACAAGCUUGCUACUGGGGACAGGAAUAUGUCCUCCUGCCGAAACUACAACAAGCAAGCAAAUGAACAGAACUGGGCAAAUUACAGCACAGAGCAAAACCGGAUUGGCCAGGCCGGGAGCACCAUUUCCAACUGCCAUGCACAGGCAUUUGACUACCAAGGUGAACAUGCAGCCAUGCAAAAGCUAUCAUCUGUUACGGAGUUGCAACCAGUUGGUCUCACAGAACAGAGGCCUCCCAGUAGAACCAGCAGUAGAGGGAGCAGUAGGCCUCGACCGGAUGACCUUGAGGUCUAACCCAGCCUAUUAUUUCGGACACUGCCUCAUUUCUACAGUCUUGAGUAAAUACACUUUUUUUGUGUUCUGGACAUGCUUCCAGAUAUUGGUACCUAGUAGUUUUGAGGUGUACACUAUAUCAACUAACAGUUCAGUGGUAUUACCUUUCAGUAGGACCACACUAAAGCACAACAGAAAUCAUGCAUUUGAGGACACUCACUCCUAUAAAAUCAUUUAACAAAAGCCCCACUGAAAACAUUAAAGAAAUACUUAAUGAAGAAACUUAAAUGAUGUUAUGCAA
Hypanus sabinus (Atlantic stingray) is the source of this 1609-nucleotide messenger RNA. It is a transcript of the gene gja1b, whose product is annotated as gap junction protein alpha 1b. Gene Ontology annotation, molecular function: transmembrane transporter activity. The record is from RefSeq and is a predicted model, not a curated record. The coding region runs from base 181 to 1329 and encodes 382 amino acids. Gene Ontology annotation, biological process: cell-cell signaling; heart development. The transcript is spliced from 2 exons. Gene Ontology annotation, cellular component: connexin complex. Lineage: Eukaryota; Metazoa; Chordata; Chondrichthyes; Myliobatiformes; Dasyatidae.